UUCUCUAAUGAACGAAGCCCGUAGAGCCACGUUGAGUUUUCGGUAAACUAAAGUUAUACUUGUUAUUAAAUGACGUUGAAUUUGCAUAAUAUCAAAUUACAUGAGUUAUAGUCGAUCGGAUCUUAGAUGUUUACAAACAUGCGUCUGCUAUUAUUGUUGGCUUUUUUCACGGGUUCUUUUAUAAGUUCUGUUAUAACUGUCGAAUUGACUUUUGAGUUGCCGGAUAAUGCAAAACAAUGCUUUCACGAAGAAAUUCCUGCAGGGGAAAAAGCAACUGUUGAAUUUCAGGUUGUCACUGGUGGUCAUUAUGAUGUAGAUGCAAUUUUAGAAUCUCCGUCUGGUCAAAUUAUCUACCAAACAUCUAGGAAGCAAUCAGACAUGAUUGCAUUUACUGCUGACCAAACUGGUGUAUUUAAAAUUUGCUUCAGUAAUGAAUUUUCUACCUUUAGUCACAAACUUGUCUAUAUGGACUUCUUAGUUGGUGAAGAAAAACCAUUGCCUGGCAUUGGAGAGCAUUUGACUGCUAUGACAAAGCUGGAAACAUCUUCAUCUAAUGUACAUGAGCAUUUGAAUACUGUGCUUGAUUAUCAAACCCAUCAUCGUUUAAUGGAAGCUCAAGGCAGAAAAAGAGCAGAAGAGUUGAAUGCCCGCGUCAUGUAUUGGUCAUUAAUGGAAACAUUUUUGAUUAUUUUUAUUGGUGUAGGACAAGUUAUGGUUCUCAAGAAUUUUUUUAGUGAAAAAAAGAGAACUUCAUCUACAUGAGUGUCCAUGAGCAUUUAGUGAUCAGUUUUUUGAGGCACGUGAAACAAGGCCUGAUUUCAUUUCUUCCUCAUGGAAAAAAAAUGUGCCUCUGUGUUUUAUAAUACGCAACUGGAUUUCAGAAACUUUGUCUGAAUUGUUCAUUAAACAUCGUGGAACAUAAUUUUGUCAAUAUAUUUUUUUUUUGUGCAAGGUGUCCCAUCGUUCUGAAAGUUAGCACCUAUUUAAAGAAGAGAAACAUAUUAUUCAGGAACUGAUACUUAAAUGGUCAAGUAGUUGAUUGGCAUCCUGUUUUCUAAAUACAGAAGGGUAAAAUAAAGUAUUGAAUGAUCUGUGUAUAUAUAAAUAUAUAUUUUUUCUUUUUUUUACCAGUUUAAAAUAGAGAUGCUCCAUGGUCCAUUAGUAUUUUGAUCAAAUCGUGUAUAAUUUAUACUAUUUGAAAAAUAAAUUUUGUUUUUUGUCUAACAAAUAUGUCAUACUAAAAUUUCCGCUUUUCAUUGUCUGUUUCUCUGUAUUGCACAUUAAAAUAUGUUUUUAAUAUUUUUUAGUAGGCA
This is a messenger RNA of Uloborus diversus, 1313 nucleotides long. RefSeq names its product transmembrane emp24 domain-containing protein 7-like (gene p24-1). The record is from RefSeq and is a predicted model, not a curated record. The transcript has 3 exons. Gene Ontology annotation, cellular component: COPII-coated ER to Golgi transport vesicle; endoplasmic reticulum; Golgi apparatus. NCBI's taxonomy places the organism in Eukaryota, Metazoa, Arthropoda, Arachnida, Araneae, Uloboridae. Gene Ontology annotation, biological process: intracellular protein transport; Golgi organization; endoplasmic reticulum to Golgi vesicle-mediated transport. Bases 127 to 762 code for a protein of 211 amino acids.